Messenger RNA from Triplophysa rosa, 3007 nucleotides. RefSeq names its product allograft inflammatory factor 1-like (gene aif1l). Bases 125 to 571 code for a protein of 148 amino acids. Lineage: Eukaryota; Metazoa; Chordata; Actinopteri; Cypriniformes; Nemacheilidae. Gene Ontology annotation, biological process: actin filament bundle assembly; ruffle assembly. Gene Ontology annotation, cellular component: actin filament; ruffle membrane. The transcript is spliced from 6 exons. The record is from RefSeq and is a predicted model, not a curated record. Gene Ontology annotation, molecular function: actin filament binding; calcium ion binding.
UCACAAGAGCCAUGCUUGCGUGUCUGACGAGAUUCCCUCUGUCCCGCAUAACCGACACGACCCUUCACUGAGCGCCAGCGUCUCUCUUCUGUCCUCCAACCUUACCAACUCCAACCGUCCUAACAUGCCUUCAAACUUGAAUCCACAAGGGGGGAAAGCCUUUGGGCUGCUUAAAGCACAGCAGAGGGACCGACUGGAGGAAAUAAAUAAGGAGUUUAUGGAAGAUCAGAAGUACAGAGAUGAGGAGGAUUUGGCAGAAAAGCUGGAUUCUUUUAAAAAUAAAUACGCAGAAUUUGACCUGAACGAUCAGGGGGAGAUCGACAUGAUGGGUCUGAAGAGAAUGAUGGAGAAGCUGGGUGUGCCAAAGACUCAUCUGGAGAUGAAGAAAAUGAUCUCAGAGGUGACAGGGGGAUGUAGCGACACCAUCAACUACAGGGACUUCGUCAAAAUGAUGCUUGGCAAGCGAUCAGCUGUUCUUAAACUGGUUAUGAUGUUUGAAGAUAAAGCUAACGGAACCAGCUGUAAAGCUGAUGGGCCGCCACCCAAACGUGACAUCACCAGCCUUCCAUAGAUCCAGAGAAGAGGAGUUUGAGUGACAUCCCUGCUUUCGCAAAUCCCGCCCAUGUAAUAUUAGGGGCUAGGCCUUACCUAGAAUCUUUUGCCAAGACCCAGGGAAAAUCAUAGUUCAACGAAGGACAAAAUUGGGGAAAAGAUAUCUAUAUAUAUUUGCUGUGAAUCAGUCAAAGCGCAGAGUAGCUUUUUAUAUGUAAACAAAUGUAUAUAUUUAUAUGAAAAGGUUGUUUUUGAAUAGUGUUUCCAAGCACAAAUCAUGUGAGUGAUGUAAUAGUCAAGUUUAUAGUGUGUAACGCUGCAUCUGUACUAAGUAUAGGGUGAACAGGAUGAUUCCGUUUUAGAUAGUAAAAACGAUUGAGAAUUAAGAUUUCUCUCCAAAACCCUAGUGUGUGUGUUUUAUCAUUCCAGUACAUUUGUGUUUGCCAGUUCAGUCUAAUUCGCUUUGGGUUUUGCUAACUCCGCCCAUCAUUUCCUAUGUGUGAUGUCAUAGAUGUGUGUGGGGCAUUCUAUUAUAGUAAGAUUCAGUUAGUGCUCAGCCAGUUGCUAUGAAACAACUUCAUUUGGUUUAUUUCGGUGCUCCUCAAUGAAGGAUUUCCUUUGUGUUUAUAACAUUUCUUCACAUGAAGGAGAGUAGAACUUUGCUCUUUAUCUCUAUAUCUCUCAUUUUUAACUUCUUACAAUUCUCUUCACACCCACCCUGUUUAUGGUGAACAUGUUUGUGGUUUGAUUUGACCGAAAAAUGGCAGUCUGUAACAUUACUAUUGCAUAUUAACAGAUAAGAACACAUUGAUAUUAUUAAUCCUCCUGGCUAAACUGUAAAGGAUGGCGUAGGAAAGAUCCACAGGAGACUUGUUUGUGGUUAUUGUAUAGCAUAUUAGCUUGAAACCGUUCUUUCCAAGUGCCUCACUCAUUUGUUGUAGCAGAGGUUUUGAGUGAAGAGUGAGUGAAGCAUCUUCGAAAAGGAUUCUGUGUGUGUGUGUGUGUGCGUGAAAUUUAUUUUCUGUCGAGCUGCAUUUUGAGGCAUUCCGAGAAUGUCUUUGUGUGGUGGAGUCCUUGGACAUGUUGUCUUGUUUUAACCCAAGCGUGCAGCUCUAAUGAUAAUUUUGUGGUUAUUUUAUAAGAGCUGUUCUAUAACGUGUGAUAUGUAAGGGAUGCCAUAUUGUGAUCUAGAAUUUUGGGGGUUUAGAUUUUAGAGUUUAAUUUCUGAGUAAGAUAGACAUGACAGAUCAAUCUUAGAUCAGUAGUGGUUUGGCCACUUUUAUUUUCUUGUCACAUGUGAUGUUUUAUGCAUUUUAUUUUUGUGCCUCUGUUUAGUUUUGUCAUUGACAUGUUCUUAUUUUUCUCUUUAACAUGGAGCAAGUGUGAAUCAAUGGCUGGACUGUGUUGUAUGUUUUUUUAGUUUUUUUUUAGAAAUGCAUUUUAACUGAAUUAUUAAAAGUUUAAUCUGUCAGCAUAUUAGUUAGCAAAGACAUUUGUAAAGUUGUUUUUCAAACACCAAAGGAAGUAAAUACCUUGCUGUUACACCUUAAGAUCAAAGUGGCACUCUUUUUUUUUACUCUGUAUGUGUGUAUUUUCUUUUAAGUGUCAUUUCCACCUACUCUGUGGGAAUGUUGGCGCAUAUUUAGGGCACAAGCAAUAUUUUAGUCCUUUAACACAAAUGUUAGUGUGCAACAAAAUAUAGCUUUAGUCAUCUUUUGGGCAUAUAAGGACAUUUCAUAAUGAGAAGACUGAACCUCACCCAUGAACUCACCCAAAUACAUGUACACAUAAAUAACUUGUGCAAUUAUUCUUUACUAUAAAAUUAGCAUGUGUGAUCUCACCCAUACAGUAUGUUAAAAAUAUGUUAUGGUUAUUUAUGGAUCUAGGAACCACCAUCAUAGCGAGAUUAGAUUGACUGUUUAUAGCACUGUCUCUCUCUGUGUGUAGAUUAAGUGCUGCAUUUGAGCCAUUAUUAACUUGCCAAGUGAAAAUGAAACACCUAAAACUGUUCAACUGAAAAACCCCAGAUCACAACCUUGUGUUCUUUUAGUUGUGAAACGAGGUUCUCUAAACCAGUUCACACUGUUUGGUUAACUUGCGAUAUUUUAAAAUGUAGAAGUAGGGUUUGUCUUGUCCAGAAUAAUGAAAAGGAUUUUAUAUGGAGCUCAGUGGUCAGGUCACUUCCUCCUCCGACUUCUGCUAUCUGAUUUAGAAAGAAUCGGCUUUGUUCACACCACUCAAAACGGUUCUUUAUACAGCUGAUGGACCACAAAUUAAACAUUGUUUGAAUAUGAAGUAUCAAAUUGCUCUAAACAGAUGGUGUGACGAUCUCUACAAUCACAAUUAAAAGGGAGAAGUCUUUUGUAAUGACUGCCUUUGUAAUCUUUAGUGUGAUCUGUAUUUUACAUUUUCAAAUCGAUCUGUAACUAUCACAUAAAAGUCAUUAGAUUAACAU